This is a messenger RNA of Arachis duranensis, 1521 nucleotides long. RefSeq lists its product as uncharacterized. The record is from RefSeq and is a predicted model, not a curated record. Gene Ontology annotation, molecular function: DNA helicase activity. The coding region runs from base 1 to 1521 and encodes 506 amino acids. NCBI's taxonomy places the organism in Eukaryota, Viridiplantae, Streptophyta, Magnoliopsida, Fabales, Fabaceae. Gene Ontology annotation, biological process: telomere maintenance; DNA repair. The transcript is spliced from 3 exons.
AUGUCAGAAGGUACACAAGUUGUUGACGAAAUUAGGAAUCACUACGAUUGUAGGUACAUUUCAGCAUGUGAGGUAGUCUGGCGUUUAUUUGGAUACGAAAUCCAAGAGAAAGAACCAUUUGUGGUUAGACUUCCAUUCCAUUUGGAGGAUGAGCAACCUGUGGUUUACAGUGAAACUUCUAAUGUGAAUGAUAUCGUCGAAAGAGCAGUAUCUCAUAAGUCCAUGUUUUUGGCAUGGAUGUCGGCGAACAUAUCAUAUCCCUAUACUCGAAGUCUGACUUAUGCUGAGUUUCCAACCAAGUUUUUUUGGAAGGACGAUACUUCAAAAUGGUUUCCUCGAAAGCAAGGCUUUAUAAUUGGAAGGUUGACUCAUCUACUUGCAGAGUUAACCAUGUCAUAUGAUGAGAUUAAGCAGUUGUGCUUAAUGGAUAUAGAUAAGAUCUUACAUUCCUCUAGUAAAAUCUUGAAAGACUAUCCUCCUAUACCUUUAACAACUGAAGUUGAUAGUUCUUUGUUAAUCGAAAGGGUUUUUUUCUUUGUGUAUGGCCAUGGGGGUACUGGAAAAAUAUUUAUCUGGAACCUUAUGUCUGCUGAGAUUCGCUCAAGGGGUGAUAUUGUGUUAAACGUUGCUUCAAGUGGUAUUGCAUCUUUACUUCUUCACAAUGAAGCGCUUGAUAAAUGCUUAGGUGAUAUUAUGAGAUUUUAUCCAACAUAUAACAAAGAUUUGCCCUUUGGAGGAAAAGUGGUUGUACUAGGUGGAGACUUUAGACAAAUUCUUCCUGUCGUUCCACGAGGAUCGAGACAAGAUAUCGUUCAUUCAAUCGUGAAUUUGUCUUACCUUUGGAAGUUUUGUCAGGUGCUCAAACAAAUAAAAAAUAUGAGACUUUCUGUAGAGAUGACUGCUUCAGAUCAAGAUGAGAUAGAGCAAUUUGGUGAGUGGUUAUUGAAAGUUGGUGUUGGUCUAAUAGGUGACAAUAUGGAUGGUGAAUCUGAGAUAUGUCUUCCAGGAGAUAUUGUUAUUCCUUCUUCGGACCAGGCAUUUGAUGAGUUGGUUCAUUUUUCUUAUCCAAAUAUUUUGGAUAACAUGUCCUUAAAGGAUUUUUUCAAAACAAGAACUAUACUGGCUCCCAUGCUGGAGAUCAUUGCAGAGGUCAACAACCAUCUUAUGGCUAUCAUUCCUGGAAGAGAAAAAUUAUAUCUUAGUUCGAAUUCGAUUGGUAUGGAUGAAGGGAAUAUGGAGAGUCAACUAGAUCUCUAUGGUCUUGAAUUACUGAAUAGCAUAAAUUGUUCUAGUUUGCCUCCACCUAAAUUAAUACUUAAGGUUGGUGUUUUAGUGAUGUUACUGAGUAAUAUUGACCAAUCCAGUGGUCUUUGUAAUGGUACAAGGCUACAAGUUAGGAAGCUUGGAAAUCAUGUCAUAGAAUGUGAAGUCUUAACGAGUAACAAUGUUGGUCAUAUUGCUUUGAUUCUAAGAAUGAAUAUGGUACCAAUAAAUGAAACUCUCCCAGUUAGAUUCCAAUGA